AAUGAACUAAGGCACUUAAGUGACAUGCGUCAUUAUUAUUUAAAACCCUUUGAUGGCGGUGGCUCAGCUGCAUAUGCUGUCAGCUUAAAAACGCCUACCAAUCUGCCUGAUAGGCUCGCGGCAUCCCCAAUAACCGACUGUGUGCACAUGAUACCCCGGUUCUUGGCAAGGACAAUUGAGCUGGUAUUGCUCUAAUUUCUUCUUUUAGCAUCUGAAUUCAUACCAUCACACAUGCCUAUCACCUACAACUCUGUUGCAAUCAAUAUCAUCCCGUCUCUUUGACGAUGACCGAGACUAGAACCAAGCGUUCAGAGUCAGCUUCAGUCACUACAUCCCUCCGCUCUAACUUGCGCGUCCCCCCUCUAGAGGGGCUACUCAAGUUUGGAUCAAAGCUCGCGACAAGCUACAAAGGAGCAAGAGAGCACCAUGUGUCCCAGGUUGGCGAAGCAUCAGAAGCUGCGAAUUCAGGCGAUGCAAGCGGGCUGGCAGCUGAAGUUGCUACAACGUGUACCCCUACCCAAACUGAGACUGAUUCGGGUUAUGGAACGACGUCUGUUGACGGUGAUGCAGCCGUACCAGCUAGGGCGACUCUCACCUUCUCUAGAAAACCCAUACCACAGCAAUACCUAGAUCGUCUCUUUGACAUACGAGCACUAUUUACCGAGUCCCUUCUCGAUACCAUGUCUACGAAACAGAGGCCAACGAAAGGCGCAUCAAUGAAACUGAAGUACGCCGAUCACGAUGACAGUAUCUACCUCGUAAUCCAAUGCGAUAAGCGUGAUGCGAAAAGAAUGCGGAAAUUCUUCGCCCAGAGUCACGUGAAAGAGACAAUUGGAGAUGAUAUUAACAUCCAUGUGACCACUGGGCUUCGGCAGCUCUCGACACAAGAGCUCAAGGUGUACAAAAGGGCUCCCGGAGGAGUUACCAGCGGGACUAUGGUCAAGAUCAGUGGUGCAAACAGGUCGACUACAGCAACUGUUGGGGGCGUAAUAUCUGUCGUGAAGAAUGGCCAGGAGACACUGUAUGGCAUGACCGCCGGCCAUAUUUUGCGUCGAUUGAUUGACGAAUCGACAAAACAAUGGCCUUGCCCUCGUAGUGACUCAGGGAGCGACUCAGACACGUCAUAUGACAGUGAUGAAUCCUCUUAUUUAUCUGGCGAUGAUCAAUCUGAGGUACUCCCCGGGCCUUCUUGGCAACCAUUAUUAGACCUUGGCGUUAUCACAGAGCACUCGCUUCAGUCACCGUCUUCAUCAACGAAUCAUGACUGGGCUCUUAUAACCUUGUACCCUAGACAUUCCAUCUCUAAUCUCAACCAAAUGCCACCUCCUUACAAGUCAGAUGAAGCUCAUUUCAUGACUAUGAAAUUCAACACAGCCACAUCUAUUUCGACUCAAUCAUCAGUCAAGGUUAUCACUCCGACUUCAAGAGGAAACCAAAGAGGGACACUUACCCCAGGCACAUCCGGUCUUCUGGUAGCUCCAGGCCGCCAAUUUGUUGAGACUCACGACGUCGUGCUAGACGAUGGAUGCUCUUUCCAGCCUGGGGAUUCAGGGUCCUGGGUGAUCGGAGAGGCAACGGGCAAAGUAUAUGGCCAUGUUGUAUCGAUUGACAUGUUCGGGGAGGCGAAUGUUAUGCCCUUUGACCAUACACUACGUGACAUCCAAGCCCAUCUUCAGGCCGACUUUGUUGGCCUGCCCGAAGUCGCAAAACAGCCGGCAAUCGAGACGAGCAGACCUAAGCCGCAAUGUUGGGAACAUGGGUGCAAUGGGAGACAAUUUUCGACCUUCAGCAACCUUCUAAGACACCAGCGAGAAAAAUCUGGGCAAGCAGUGAAAGCCAGUUGUCCUAACUGUGGUGCUGAGUUCACGAGGACUACUGCGCGGAACAGUCAUCUACUGCGUGAUAAAUGCAAUCGGGAACGCCCCGGUCGGAACGUAACUGGUUCUCAGCCAUGGCCUAGCCAUGGCGGAGUCGGGCUGCCGGUAGAUCAAUCGAUCGAUAAGACAUUUGUAAUGGAAGGUAUUCGGCAUAGCCCUGAGUUUCGCCCUUACUCUGAGGACUUCGUGGACUCUAGCUUGAUGAAAGACGCGGAAAGAUUGACAAGCGAUAGUGGUUAUGGCACUGACACUAGGGACGCCCAGAUGAGUUCCUGUUCAAGUUGGAGUCCUGAUGUACCAACGACCAUUGCAAUGCCGCUGCCGAGAACGCACACGUUUGACCAGAUACAGCAGCAGCAGCCGCAAGAAAUGGCUACUCUUAUGCCAUAUGGUCAACAGGGCCCUUUAAGCGACAUGAUACGUGGACCAUAUAGCCCACCUCAAGAGAGUAUUACCCAGAGAUAUGCUUUGCCUCUUGGUGAGGCAGGCGAGGUACUGCAAGAUGGACAUCAUAAAAAGCGUCGAACGAUCGAGCACGAUGCUGCGUCCCGUAACAUUAUGAGAUCAGCGGGGGCUGCUAUGGAGAGUGAUCAUCGUAUGCGAGAGAAUACUGGAUGAGUAAAACCUCGGGAAGAAGUGAUAUGCUCCGAACAGGGAGCACCUUUUUCGAAUCAAGCCCUGGUGGCUCGUUGAACGCACGGAAAGCAUCCUUGUGUUUGACCAGGCAUGGAAAAACGUUGGCGACAUACCAUUCUUUUGAGAAAGCAGCCUAUACAUCUAGGAGUUGUUGAUGCUUUCCACAUCUGCGACAUGCAUGUAAAUUCUUGUCUGAAGCACCUUGGGAGCGGAGUAU
Molecule: messenger RNA, 2730 nt
Organism: Xylaria bambusicola
Lineage: Eukaryota; Fungi; Ascomycota; Sordariomycetes; Xylariales; Xylariaceae
Exons: 3
Coding region: 285-2495 (736 amino acids)
Source: RefSeq, a predicted model, not a curated record